Xiphophorus couchianus (Monterrey platyfish) is the source of this 5911-nucleotide messenger RNA. RefSeq names its product transcription factor 3a (gene tcf3a). Gene Ontology annotation, molecular function: RNA polymerase II cis-regulatory region sequence-specific DNA binding; protein dimerization activity; DNA-binding transcription factor activity, RNA polymerase II-specific. Gene Ontology annotation, biological process: regulation of transcription by RNA polymerase II. Gene Ontology annotation, cellular component: chromatin; transcription regulator complex. The transcript is spliced from 21 exons. NCBI's taxonomy places the organism in Eukaryota, Metazoa, Chordata, Actinopteri, Cyprinodontiformes, Poeciliidae. The record is from RefSeq and is a predicted model, not a curated record. Bases 549 to 2501 code for a protein of 650 amino acids.
GGGCCAUUUUGUGUCUCGCUCGCGAUUUUAGAGCCUUGACAUUUGACAGCGCGUCUGUUAAACGCGGCGCAUGAACGCAAACUGUCAAAAACUGUCUGAUUUGUAUUCUUCUCCUUAUUUUGAAACCUGACACCGCUGAUGUUUCGGCGCCCAUAUCCUCCCAGUAGGUUGUGCGCUGCGCGGAGUGAUAUCCCAUUGGAACCGACAGUUUGAAGGCUGUGAAAAUGUCUACUUGGGAAAAGAAAUGACUGCAGUUUCUCCAAGCGAAAGGAAACAAGAGUACCGCAAGAGUUAUGGUCCGCGUUAAAGACGCGAGGUCGGCUCCGUAACGAAGACAAACGACGAGGCGAGACAACAGAGGAGCGUUUUAUAUUGUCUGUCCUGCGCUUCAUCAAGCCCACAGACCGGGACCACGGGAGACGGAUCCUAUCCCUAACUUUGUUUCUCCUCUCUUAUAAAUUGUCGUACCACUACUCUCUGCUGGAUGCUACACUGCUGACUCCAGUCUGUUGCUGAGACUGUAAAGGCCCAGUGAACAGCAUCGGAGAAUGGCUGCAGUGGAAAAUGACAAGGAGCUGAGCGACUUGCUGGAUUUUAGUGCGAUGUUUGAACCUCCAGUUUCGAAUGGAAAGAAUGGGCCGACGACUCUCGCCAGCAGCCAGUUUGGAGGUCCUGGUGUAGAUGAGAGGAGAGGGUCCAGUCCGUGGGGACCAGCGGAGCAGACUAGUCCAUCUUUCAACCAGGGAAGGGUUUUCGAAGAGGGCCUUUACAGUGAGAGAGAAAGUCUGGCCUCUACCCCGGUAUUUGGACCAGGCAUUGGUGGGAAAGCUGAACGAGGGUCAUACUCAUCAUUUGGGACGCAGCCUGGUUUUAUGCCAAGUGAGAUACCCCUGCCCAGUCCUGAUAGCCUCUCUCCGCCUUCUGCCAAGUCCAAUUCCCAGUUUUAUUCAUCCUACGAGAGAAAGAGACCCGCACAGGACCUCACUGCAAACCCGCAGCCAAAAAAGAUCCGUAAGGUUCCUCCUGGCCUGCCCUCCUCAGUUUACCCCACAGCCACAGGAGAGGAUUUUAAUCGGGACACCACUUGCUUCCCAGCCUCCAAAGCAGGAAAUGUCUACCAAUCAACGUUCUACAUGCAAGAUGCCCACCCGCCCUCUGAUCCUUGGGGCUCUGCCGGGUCGAUGAUUCAGCCUGGAUAUUCUGCCGUGUUGGGGAACUCCCCCCAUCUGGGCCAGCACGGUCCAUUCACUGCCAUCAACCCUCAAGACAGAAUGAAGCGGCAUCCCCUUCCCCUCUCACCCCAAAACUACCCCCUGCAUGGCAGUGAAGUGAACGGAGCUCAUCCCACCAGCUUCCACGCAGGCUCCAGCAGCUUCGGAGUUCCCAGCCACACACCCCCCAUCGCUGGCACUGAAACGAUUAUGGCAAAUCGGGGUGCUGUACCAGGAAGUUCGGGUGAUGAGAUUGGAAAAGCCCUGGCAUCAAUUUAUCCUUCAGACCCCAAUAGUAACGCUUUCCCUCCAUCACCGUCUACUCCCUCCGGCUCACCACAGGCUGUAUCAGGUUGUGCAUCACAGUGGACUCGGUCCUCAGGCCAGGCCACCCCUUCACCUAACUUUGAGGGAGGAAUUCAGUCCAUGCAGAGUAAACUGGAGGACCGUCUGGAAGAAGCCAUCAAUGUCCUUCAGCGGCACGCCAGCGGACAGGGAGGGCCGGGACUUGCAGAAAUGAACAGCCUGUUGUCGGCUGGCUUAGGGAUCGCACCGGGUUUCAACAGUGCAGCUCUCGGAUUGGCCAGUCGUCUGCAAGGACUGGUUUCCAGCCACCUUGAAGAUUCAGUUGGUCUGCCCUCUGGUGGAGGAGUUUUGCAUCACGGCCCUGCAUCUGUUCAUUCAGGCUCUCAGCCAGAUGGUUUUACAGGCCUGCCUGGAAGCGGGAAUCGUUUCGGUGGCACAGCUAUCAAGCGAGAAGAGAGAGAGGACGAUGAGAAUUGCUCAAUUACAGACAAGUCAGAGGACGACAGAAAAGAUCUGAAGGCUCGUCUUCGAACAAGUAGUCUGGAUGAUGAGGAUGACGACGAAGAUCUGCCGGUGGAGAUAAAGGCCGAGCGGGAGAAAGCACGGAGCCUCGUCUCUUUGACCGACGAGAACCUGACUGCGGAGGAGAAGGAGCAGAAGGAGCGCGAUCGCCGCCUAGCUAACAAUGCCAGGGAGAGAGUGCGAGUUCGCGACAUAAACGAAGCCUUCAGAGAGCUGGGCAGGAUGUGUCAGGUCCACCUGCAGAGCGACAAGGCCCAGACCAAGCUCAUCAUCCUGCAGCAGGCUGUCCAGGUCAUCCUGAGCCUGGAGAAGCAGGUGCGAGAGCGUAAUUUAAACCCAAAAGCCGCCUGCCUCAAGAGGCGAGAGGAGGAGAAAGUUUCAGGGCUGGAGCACCAGCUGCAGCUGGGCGGGGGUCACCCUUCUCUAGGAGGGGACGGGCAUAACCCCAUGAGCCAUAUGUAAAACUCAGUCCCUGUUGAUUGUCCAGCCCUACGAACAAACAUGUGGCCUUAUCGAUCGUUGUCGUCCAUCUCUGUGUGUGAUAAUCACGCAAACACCUCAUUACUGACAAAAUAGGUGGCCACAUUCCUGACGAUGAGAACAAUUACAAGAAGCACACGGGAUACAGUGAAAGAAUACAACUUUAUUGACUUUUACGUGACAGCACUUGGAACUGAACACACAGCUUUUGGAGACAGUGGAUAAUGGACAACAAAAUGCUCUUAUGAUAAUGUUUGUGGAUUUUUCAGGACAUUGUCAAAAAUUGCUUUACACAUCUGGAGCAAAACCUGUUUGGAUCAAAAAACACUUUUGGAUCAAUUGCUCUGAGUGAAGUUGAGCUUUUUCUUGUUGAGUAGUUAUUGGCAUUCCUGUCAAAAAGAGGUUUUACAUGCUUCACAAGUUGAGAGGGGUGAUUUAUACACCUGACGAUUGAACAAAAAUCUGUUUAAUCACGCCUUUAUCACACCUCAUGUGUAGUGUUUGGUCACGAUGGCUGAACAACAGAAAAAUGAAGAGACUCUGCCUUGGAACAGCAUUCAAACCCUGUGAACUUCUUCACAUUUUGUCACUUUGGAACCACAUUGUUUUGUUGAGAUUUUACGUGAGACUAAAGGAAAUUGGAAUUUUUUCCAAGAAAUAUGCAGAGGUGGGUAGAGUUGCCAAAAAUUGUUCUCAAGCAUGACUUCAAUAGUGUUUUUUUACUUAAGUUGAAGUAAAAAGUAGUCAACCAAAUUUGGUAAUUUGGUAAAAAGACUAGUUGGGUACUGAGUACUUUAAUAAUAAUGUUAAAUCUAAUUUAAGUUGUGAAAGGAUUUAAUAACCAUACAGAAAAAAAAACAAAAAACGUGACGGAUUUAUUUUUUAUAAUAAAGUAAACAAAAUUAAGAAAAGUCAAUCAUAUUACUACAAAAUAACAAAUUUUGUAGUAAUAUUUUUCUGCCUGUAUUUCUUCCAGGCAGAAAGAAAUACAGUAUUUCAAAUGUCAGUUUUCCACAACCUUACACUUUUGAAACAAAUAGUUUAUGAUAUAUUACAGCUGGUAAUGUAUGGACCCUUUCAAUAAAUUUAUUAGAUUUUUUUUCCCCACGUUAUUCAGUAACCCACAAUAGAUACAGACUCAUAUGUUCGAGCCUUUAUUUAUGUUAAUUAUGGUGAUUUUUUCUCUUACAGCUGAUAAAAACACGACAUUUUAGAUUAGAAUAUUACAUCCGAGCAAUAAAAACAAUAACACAGACUUAAUGAACUUUCAUAAUCUGACAAACGAGCCUUAUCGCAACACACUAUCUAAUUUAUAAAAUAUGACUCUAUACAUGUUAGACCAGUGAAAAGUACUUCCAGUGACGAUACCAACCUACAUGUGGAGGCUGACUGCUUUGCUAUUUUCCUUUGUAAAUCAACUAUUUGCACUACUAACAUUGCUAUUCUAUAAAAUCCAAAAACAAUACCCUGAAGUUUGUGAUUGCUGAGUGACAAAAUGGGGAACAAGUUCAAGGGGACUAAAUACUUUUCCAGGGCAUUGUACCUGAUUUGUCAGAAAAACUGGCUUCUUUUUCUGUUGCUGUUUCGGACUCUUUUUCUGAACUUUAUUUCAGUGGCUGAGAAGGUUGCCAGAGUCGCUGACUGUGCACUGGGACUUUGGGUUACUUUUGUUUUCUUGGCCCAGAACUGUGGAGCCCAGAAUCUUUAAUCUCUUUAAGUCGUGUACAUCUGUUAGUCACUGCCAUGCAAGUGGAAUGGAAAGACUGCCAGAGAGAGGCCCACCACAGACGCAAACACACGGAGGUUGAUGUAGGUUUGGUUUAGACGUCGGACCCAAGCGUCCUUCAUCACUCUAAAGCCAGCCGCAUCAUCCUGCACACAUCAUAACCUACAUGAGGUCACUGUUACGACAUGGUGAACUCAUUUAAGUCUCAGAGCAGCUUGUGUUGUGAUUAAUAACAUUUUGCUUGUAGACAAUUUGCUAAGUAUUGAAAGGGAUCAUGAGUGUUAACCUGCUACCUUUUAAGACAAUUUCUUCUUUUGCCAUUGACUGACAUGUUUUGGUUGCUCUUGUGUUGAGCGUUGGGUGUUCUCAACACCACUGCUCCGGCCCCCUUAUUGAACAAUUAUGAGGCCUGUUCUAAGGAUCUUCCUGUUGUAGAGUUCAUACUAUAUCUUUGUUUUUGUAUUUUAUUUUUUACGUUGUAAUAUAGUCGUUUUGUUCGGAAUGCUCUUUCCUUUUUGUUUACGUUGUUUUAAUGUAAGACAACUAAGUUUAGAUUCCACGAACAAAGUGAGGUUUUAUGUUUUUUUUUACUUUGGUGCCAGGUGCUUGGAGAUGUUAGCGAAGACAAAUUAUCCCUCUGUUACAUCACAUGUUGUGAUAUUGGUCCAUUUUUUUUAAGUAUACGCUUGUUUGAAAUCACCAAACCUUGUUGGCGAGGUGUAAUUUGCAAAAGUUUUUUUUUAUUUUUUAUUUUGAACAAGAAAUGACUGAUUUCUUUCUUUUGCACACCUCCCUCUUCCCUAAUAUUCAGCUUUACAAUGAGCUUGUUGAUUAAUGUGAUGCAGUGGUAGGGGGGCUGCAACAAAAUUCAGUUCAUUAUGAAAAGAAAUCCUCAAAUAGAUAAAAAAAAAAAAAAAAAGUGGCCUUAGCCAUUUUCCUGACUUCAGGAGCUUGGAUAAUGGUUACUCACCAGUGCCUCAUUGCAUCCCAGUGGAUGAUGUUACUUUCAAGGUUUUAUAACUCGUAUCUUCUUGCAAUAAAAAUUAAUACUUUAGUAACAUCUGUCAUGUGAGGUAUUACACUUGACACUGACUUUGGUGUGUAAUGAGAUGUUACCUGACUAGUAACAUAAUCUACAACUUUGAAGCUGAAAAUUGUAUCGAAAUCUCUCCUCUUUCACGUUCUGAUGUUGCUAAGAUUUUUGCCUUAGACCUGGCAUGUGCAUUGAUGUUUGUGUACAGCUGCAAGAUGUACCCAUGUCAACUUUAUCACUGGAAGCCGACACUGACAGGGAACAGUAUUUGUCAUGUUGUCACUCAUCCCGCCCUGUGGACGAGCCUCUUUUACUCAAAUAUUUCCCAAGGGAAAAAAAAAGACUUUGUAUAAUUUGGAAAACCAUUUUAAAGAUUUUCUUUUGUCAGUGGAUAUUUCUGUAGUAACCUUGUCUCAAAAUGUACAAUUGAUAUGUUUGUUAACAGACCCUGUCUGUCCUCAGUGAACAAUGACCUGCCACAGAUUUCUGUCUUCUCAUAUUUGGGGACAUUAUCUACGUAGGCUAUGUCCUCAAAGUGCCUCCAGUUUCCUAUUUUUUAUAUAUAAAGUAGAUAUUGAGAGCUGUUGUGUAUAUAACAGUGAUGUAGCAAUAAAUGUGCCAUUUUUAAUAACA